GCUAUAAAAGGGGCUGCAGCCAUUGUCUGAGGCAGAAGAGAGCCCAGAAACAGCUCCCUCUCCCAGUCUUCCUAAUUCAGCACGGUAGUCACAGCCUGUACAUCAUGCAGCUGGUGGCCAGCCUGGUGUCCGUUCUGCUGCUGGUGUGGAGCGUGAGAGCCACUGCACUGCCCGGAGAAGAGAGACUCGCAUUACAGAACAGUAGGGAGCAGACCAAACUGCGGAAAGAUGCCAUACUGAAGAUGCUGGCAGGGCUGCUGGAGAGCGUGGACGUGGCCUCCCCGGACCUUGAAGAAGAGGGCAAGCUGGAGGAGGAGCGGGCAACGCUGGGGCGACUGGCCCAGCUCUCGCAGCGGGACCGCAAGGCCCCCUGUAAAAACUUCUUCUGGAAAACCUUCACCUCCUGCUAGUGCCACCCUGCCUGGCCCCGCUGGGCUCCCUGCCCACCUGUGAACACCCAUCCCGUCCCCCGAGCUCCCUUCCUUUAAUCCUGCACCCCUGAGAAUAAAGCAUGGCGCCUCGGGGA
This is a messenger RNA of Anas platyrhynchos (mallard), 526 nucleotides long. RefSeq names its product cortistatin (gene CORT). Gene Ontology annotation, cellular component: extracellular region. Gene Ontology annotation, molecular function: G protein-coupled receptor binding; neuropeptide hormone activity. Gene Ontology annotation, biological process: adenylate cyclase-inhibiting G protein-coupled receptor signaling pathway; regulation of cell migration. The record is from RefSeq and is a predicted model, not a curated record. Lineage: Eukaryota; Metazoa; Chordata; Aves; Anseriformes; Anatidae.